This is a messenger RNA of Nicotiana attenuata, 1424 nucleotides long. RefSeq names its product mitogen-activated protein kinase kinase kinase NPK1-like. Gene Ontology annotation, biological process: protein phosphorylation. Lineage: Eukaryota; Viridiplantae; Streptophyta; Magnoliopsida; Solanales; Solanaceae. Gene Ontology annotation, molecular function: ATP binding; protein kinase activity. The transcript has a single exon. The record is from RefSeq and is a predicted model, not a curated record. The coding region runs from base 183 to 1265 and encodes 360 amino acids.
CAAAAAUAUACUUUGAAAGAAAAAAGAAAAGAAAAGAAAUUCCCCCACGCUAUAUAUAGAAGUGUCGUGUGAAACAGAGCUCGGUAUGAAUUGCUCCUUCGUCUGAUAUCUUCUUUCCUUUUUUAAACAGAAAGCCUAUAUUACCAAAAUUUCAGCUCAAGAAACUUCCAUUAAACACAGUCAUGGAUUGGGUUAGAGGUGAAGCAAUAGGUCAUGGAAGCUUUGGCAAAGUCAGUUUUGCAAUACCCAGAAAGCAGAGCACUCAAGCUAUGGUGGUCAAAUCUUCUGCCGCUUCUAGUUCAGCUACACUAAUGAACGAAAAGAUAAUUUUGGAUGAGCUUAAAAGUUGCCCCAAUAUUAUCCGCUGCCUUGGCGACAACUAUUCCUACGAAAACGGCGAAAAGUUGUACAAUGUCUUAUUGGAAUAUGCUUCAGGGGGCGAUUUAUCAAAUAAGCUCAAGAAUUCAGGUGAUCAUAGAUUGCCGGAAUUUGAAGUCAGGAAAUACACAAAGGCCUUACUGAAAGGGCUACACUAUAUCCACAAAAGUGGUUAUAUUCACUGCGAUAUUAAGCUUCAAAACAUUCUUUUAGGCCAAGAUGGUCAAGUUAAAAUCGCUGAUUUUGGGUUGGCAAAGCGGGCCGAAUCAAAGAAAGAUGAUAACCGGCGAGGUGAAUUGAGGGGUACUCCACUGUACAUGUCGCCGGAAAUGGUUACCGGCGGCGAACAGGGGGCUCCCGCCGAUAUCUGGGCACUUGGGUGUGUGGUUGCUGAGAUUGCAGCAGGAGUUCCGGUCUGGAAAUACUCAAAUAUAACACAACUACUGAUGACCAUUGGAGUUGGUGAUGAGUUGCCUGAAUUUCCCGCGAAGUUAUCGGAACUAGGAAAAGAUUUUCUAGAAAAGUGUUUUGUGAAGGACCCCAGAAAGAGAUGGACGGCUGAGAUGCUUCUAAAUCAUCCCUUUGUUGCUGAUCAAAAUUAUGAUGAUGCCACUGUUACACUGAAUGACGAAACAUGCGGGAGUGGCAGUCCUUCGACGUCUCCUAGGUGCCCAUUUGAUUUCCCAGAUUGGGUAUCUGAUGGCUCUGCUGAAUCCUCAGCAGCAUGUUCAAUUACAUCUCUGCCCUCGCCGGCAAUUCAAGAAUUGCUAAAUUUAAACGGUGGGUCAUGGUCCAUAGCGCCGGCUGAGAGGUUGCGAGUAUUAGUUGGUGAACGCAGACCUGAAUCUGACUGGUCUGCUGCUGAUGACUGGGUCAGCGUUAGAUGAUGUAGCCUGAGAUGGAUUCAUAUUUUCCAAAGUUCUGCAGAUUUUUUACUAGCAGCUCUGAUUUUUCUUUUUAUUUCUUUGAUCGUUAAUGAAUAGGCUAGGCCAAAUUAUUUUAACAUCUUUUGUACAUCGUAUAUACAAAACGUUUCAAUUAUGAUA